AUGAACAAUGGUACAGAGCACCCAACAGAAUCAGGUACCACGCCGGCUGUUAAGAGGCGCUCUUUGAGCAACUAUUUAUCCAAUAUUCAGAAGAGAAAACGGGAACUGGAGGAAAACAGCAGGAAACAAGAAAGCUCUGAAACACAAGGAGAUAAGGACACAAGCACAUUUAAAGACCCAGUGAGUUUGGAAAGCGAUCAGAAGACUAAGCCGGUGGUGGAAAGUGAUCCAAAGACUAAGCCAAUAGUGGGAAUUGAUCAGAAUGAUGAUCUAACGAAUACUACUUUCAAUACCGCUGAUGCAAACACAGGCGUAACCAAGGAUCUCCCUAAAGGAAAACUGGGGAAUCCAUCUGAUAGUACAACUAAUUCAAGAGAAGUUACGGCACCGAAGAAGGACGGAGGUGCUCUAGAGGUUGGGGAAUAUCACCCAGAAAUUGAUGCCACAAAUGUAUUGGAAGACGAAGGGCACACAUCAGAUAUCAAGAGUCCGCCACUUCCAAGAGAAACGAAAGAAGAUACAGUAGCGAGCAGCGAUAUAGACACUGUCGAGAAGCUCAGUGGUCGCCAGCUCCCGAAACAACCAGUUAAAGAUGAGGGAAACGGGGAAGAUUCUGAGAUUGGGACACAAAACAGAAAUAUGUUAGGGAAGACCAAAUUGGUGAACAUGCUACGCAAUACCGAAGCUAACGAAUCCCUUGAGCUUGUUGGUGAUAACGAAGAAAGUGAGCUCAGCGAAGUAGAAAGCGAUGCGCCUACUGAGCCAGCAUCUCCGCCUAGACCGCGUUUGGGCCGACUAAUACGUGGCGAUGAACUGCGAUCAUCUCCUUCCAGCAGAACUCCAGUUUUGCAUUUUAACAAUAGCGAUGAGUCAGAAUUAUCAGAUUUGGACAAUUUGAAUCAAAUUCCGCUUUCAAGCAGCAUAUUACACGCUGAUUCUCCGCCAGACAAAUCAUCACAUUUAUCACUGAAAUCGUCACCAGGCAGUAUUCCCAGGGCUUCGCAGGUAUCCCCGACCCAUCGCAGGGCAUUUAUCGGUCUCAAAAAACAAGCAAAAGUUAAGAAAAGCACUGUCCACAGAGACGCUGGGGGACGGACCAAACUGCAGAUCUCAUGCGACAAGGGUAAACUUGAAAAUGCAAGAAAACUCAUUCAAGAGGGCUUCAAUGUCAACGAUCAGGAUAAUGCAGGGAACUCGUCUCUGCAUGAGGCUGCCUUGAAUGGGCACCUCGAUAUUGUGAAGCUACUACUUGAAAGCGGAGCCGACGUCAACAUACAGUCAUUCGAGCCUAUCAAAGAUACUCCCUUGAUAGAUGCAGCUGCGAAUGGUCACCUGGAGGUAGUAAGACUACUUCUCAAGUACAAUGCCGAUCCUACAAUAGCUAAUGGCAAGGGCCUAACCGCCAUUGAGUCGAUUGAAGAGGACUCUGAUCUGGAAAGUGAAGAUCUCCAUACUGUCGAAGAUUUAAAGCGUGCGUUGAGAAGAGGCAUGGAAAGAUUCGUUGAAUCAGGUGAAAGACAAGUGCGGUCGUCCUCUAAUAACAGGCAUUCCGACAGCGAAAGGUCAUCUUCAAAUAUUAGAAUAGAGGAUGAGUUUUACUGGACCGAUAUCUCUUCUAAAGUUGGACGAGAGAAGCUUUUGAGAGCUUCCAAGGAGGGAAGACUACCAUACGUGGGAUCUUAUCUUGAAAAUGGUGGUCGUGUUGACGUCAGAUCUUUUCUUGAGGCUGUCAAAUAUGGUCACGAAGAUAUAACAAGUCUAUUUCUGGCGUUUGGAGCUCAAGCAAAUUUGACUACUCGUGAAGGACAAACUCCAUUGAUGAUCGCGCUGGGUCGCGGUCACAUAGGUACUGUAAAACUAUUGUUGGAAGCAGGUGCCGAUCCACAUAUGGAAGAUAGGCAUGGAAGAUCGGUGUUAAGCUAUGCAAAACAUAGUGAAUUGGGACUUCAAAUCAAGCAAGAAACGGAAUUGAUUCAAAAGGCUUUAGAAAUGGGCGGGAAAGGAGAUGCUGGCAUCUCUCGCGACGAAUUACGGUCCGACGAUGAACCUAGCUCCAAAGAUGUCAAUUCCAAGUUGAGCACGGGGAAAGAGAGUAGCGAAAUGGCAGCAGCUACGGACGCUUCGCGGAAGGGGAGUGAAAUCUCGCAAAAAGUAUCUGCCACGCGUAAACGCUCCAGCUCCACCCAGCGAGAAGAUCACCACCCAACAGCAAGGGACGAAUUGGCAACAGGUGCAGCAACAAAGAUGCCGGCCGAUUCCCUUGUGACUGACUAUGUGUUGUCUGCUGCUAUUAAGAAACCCAAGUUAAGGGACUCGUGCAGCCCAAGCGCACCAGAUCUAGUGCCGGAAGCGCCAAGAAGCCAAAAUGCUACACCUCUAAGCUCUACUACACCUAAAGUUGCCGAGACGCCAGAAGAAAAAGAAGAGCGUUUGAAGGCUGAAGAAGACUACAGACAAAAGAGACUGCUUAAUAAAAAGCGGAAAGAGCAAGAGUUGUUGGCGAAGCUCGCCCAUGAUGAAAAAAUGCGUGCAGAGGAGCGCGAUCGUCAAAACGCGCAAGAGGCGCAAAGGAAAAAAGAAGAACAGGAAAGAAUGAUGCGGGAAGAAGAAUUACAGCGCGCUGGUGCGGAACUUGAACGCAGACGUCAGGUCCGUAGACAGUAUCCGCUAGGGUUGCGAUUAAUAGACUUCCAGGCUACUCACGAAUUUGAAAAAUUUCUUCCUCUCUACUUCGUUGUCCUGGAUGGGCAGAAACACGUUUUGGAUCUACAGAUGUGUGUGUUGCUGAAGGAUUCUACGUUCCUGUCCCGUCACCGGAAUGGUCCUGAGGUAUCACACACUCAUAAGACUCAGAUCUGGAACAUUUACAAGUUCAUUUUCUUGCGCGGUGGGCGUCACCCAGCUGGCUUGGCUCGUCGAGCGCAGGUAGAAAUCGAUCAGCUACCAUUCACCAGUCGAGCAGAUCUCGAAUCCCAAGAAUUAGACUUAUUCGUGGCAUUACCACUUCGAUGGAUACCUUGGAAUGGAAUCGAGCUAUCACGUGAACAAGCAUCAUCUGUUAAAUUGGCAGAGUUGGAAAACCAGAUGAUUGAGAUAAGUCUUUACACCGACCCCGGCACAUCCCAUCCAGAUCCAGACAAUGCUAUCAAGACGCCACCCACUGUAUCCAAUUCCUCAAGAACUCAAGAACUUCAAGUCCAAAAUUCCAUUUUGAAAUCCGAGACGUCACCGAUCACGAGACAGUACUUUUUCCCAUUUGACAGCAGCCUACCGGUUAAGUUCCGCAAUCGUCCAGCGAUAAGCAGUCUACUGAAGGGCAGCGUACCCUCGUGGUAG
Messenger RNA from Lachancea lanzarotensis, 3336 nucleotides. It is a transcript of the gene HOS4, whose product is annotated as LALA0S07e02872g1_1. Gene Ontology annotation, molecular function: protein binding. The record is from RefSeq and is a predicted model, not a curated record. Bases 1 to 3336 code for a protein of 1111 amino acids. NCBI's taxonomy places the organism in Eukaryota, Fungi, Ascomycota, Saccharomycetes, Saccharomycetales, Saccharomycetaceae. The transcript has a single exon.